GUCCGAAGACAACUACAAAAUCAUAGAAACAAGUAUCUUCUAUCAAAGUGAAUAACCAUCACUAUUUGAUACCAUCCGAAGAAAAAUUGAUACAUCAUACAAGAUGGCUUCAAGCCCGCCUAUUUCCACCGUGUACGUGCGGAACCUCGAGGAGCGCGUGAAGCCGGAGGCGCUGAAAGAGGCGCUGAUGGCCGUGUUUUCCGAGUACGGCGACAUCGUCGACAUCGUCGCCAAGCGGAACCUCAAGGCGAAAGGGCAGGCCUUCGUCGUCUUCGACCGCCCCGAGUCCGCCCUCCAGGCCGUCGAGGAGAUCCAGGGCUUCGAGCUCUUCGAGAAGCCCAUGCAGGUCGCGCUCGCGCGCACCCGCAGCGACGCCACCGUCAAGAAGUCCGGGAACAAGGAGGAGUUCGAGCUCCAUCAGCGGAGGAGGUUGGCUGAGAAAGAUAAGAAAAAAGCCGCCGAAGCAGCCGAAGAGCAGAAACGCCUCAAGCGUCCCGGCGGCGUGCCCCCCGGCGGCGACGCGGCGCGCCCGGCCAAGACGCAGCGCGGGCUCAAGCCGACGGGCCCGGCGGCGGGCCCCAACGCGGUCGUGCCGGACGAGUACCUGCCGCCGAACAAGAUCCUGUUCGUGCAGAACCUGCCGGACGACUACCACGACAUCGAGGCGCUCACGGGCGUGUUCGGGCGCUUCGAAGGGUUCCGCGAGGUCCGCCUCGUCCCCGGCCGCAAAGGGAUCGCCUUCAUCGAGUACGAGGCCGAGGCCGGCGCUAUCACCGCCAAGGAGAAUACCGCCGGCAUGGCGCUCGGCGACAAGUUUAUCAAGGUCACGUACCAGAGACAGUAAGUCUGAGUCUGGGUCUGAGUUGGAGUUGGAGUUGGCGGCAAUUGUUGUUGUGGUGGUGGUACUGGAGGAAAGGGAAGGUUUGUAUGAUAAGCGGAUAUUUCACACCCUUUGUGCAUUCGACGUGGAUGCAGGUAAUACGUAAAAAAGCCGAGAUAGUAAACCAGGUACUUAAUUUAGCAACGUCUUAGCAACGUCUUGCACGUAGAGAAUUACGCGAUCCCCAU
This is a messenger RNA of Daldinia caldariorum, 1068 nucleotides long. RefSeq names its product RNA-binding domain-containing protein. Gene Ontology annotation, molecular function: mRNA binding. Gene Ontology annotation, cellular component: nucleus; ribonucleoprotein complex; cytoplasm. The record is from RefSeq and is a predicted model, not a curated record. NCBI's taxonomy places the organism in Eukaryota, Fungi, Ascomycota, Sordariomycetes, Xylariales, Hypoxylaceae. The coding region runs from base 104 to 844 and encodes 246 amino acids. The transcript is spliced from 3 exons.